Ictalurus furcatus (blue catfish) is the source of this 7163-nucleotide messenger RNA. RefSeq names its product histone-lysine N-methyltransferase PRDM9. Gene Ontology annotation, molecular function: protein binding; histone methyltransferase activity; DNA-binding transcription repressor activity, RNA polymerase II-specific. Gene Ontology annotation, cellular component: nucleus. The transcript is spliced from 9 exons. The record is from RefSeq and is a predicted model, not a curated record. NCBI's taxonomy places the organism in Eukaryota, Metazoa, Chordata, Actinopteri, Siluriformes, Ictaluridae. Gene Ontology annotation, biological process: cellular developmental process. Bases 1198 to 3327 code for a protein of 709 amino acids.
CCAAAGGUGCCCCACAUCUUGUUUUCUGAUAUUUGGGCCAUAUUCAGUAUUUACCACACUUUAGGGUCACAUCCAGAUUACACGUUGCCGUGAGCACCACAUCUUUGCCUAAAAUGGCCCACAUGCUAUUUGGGCCAUAUUUGCUAUUUUACUUCUGGGCAAUUUCAGGCUCGUAUCCAUAUUGUCCAGGCGACAAGAAGGCCAUCAGUGCCUGAAGUGGCCCACAUCUGGGGUGUAAUUAAUAGUUUACUGAAGGGGAAUUGAACUCUGGUCAUGGUAGUGAGAGUGCUGCAUGCUAGCCACUAGUCCACAUGGGAACCUUUUUUAAGGUUUUCAUGUUACCCUGAUAACAGAUCAGAGAAAUGUAUUAAAAGCUUAUACAGUAGCUUUUGGAAACACUGCUACUCUCCAUAACUCCUGCAACUGCCUUUUGACUUCUCUAUCCACAUGCUGUUUCCUACUGAUCACUUUUUUCACUUUUUGUGUGUUAGGGGUCAGCGUCUGCAAAACUUGCCUCUUUUUUUUGCAAUAUUCAAGUCAAUCAUAGAAGAAUAAACACUAUAGAGUUGUAAUUUCAGUGGUUACACUCAAUAUUUCAAUGUUUAAUUGGAACAAAAAAGGGUGCUCAUUGUUUAAAGAUCUAAUGCCAAGUAACAUAAUUCUUGACAUUUGACAAACAAUUUAUUACAUGGUAUGUGUUUUGUUUUUUCUUUUCUUUUUUUCGUUUCUUCAAAUGAGAUUUGUGAUUGGGAGUUUGUUAGAGUAGACCUCCUCCAAGCUGUAGUUACUCUCCAGUCCAGGUGGUGGCGGUAACACGCCCGAUAGCUGCUUCUCCAGCCGCCAGAAAACACAGAAGAAGACUGUUUUCUCCUGUGACAGCUGCUAUCUGACCAAGCUAAUCAUUUCUACGUUACAAUAUUUCAUAGUUAGAACAGAUUGUGUUAAAAAUAAAAGCUGGUGGUUGUGUCGGAUUUUGAAGUUGUAAAACGCCGUUCUGCUUCAAAACCUGAGAGGUGUUAUAAUGAGAUCAGCAGGAGACAGACCGCGUUCCUCCAGAAAGUCUCGGGCCCCUGAUCCUGCUCCUUCACAGACGAGGUUAAAGCCAAAUGGAAAAACCUAAGAGAUGCAUACACGAGGAAAAAAAGAGAUCAUCGUAAAAGAGUGUCGUAGUGGGCAGGCUGCCAAAAAGAAAAAAACAUGGAAAUUUGUGAAGAUGGAGUUCCUUACUGCUUCUACAGAACCACGAAGCUGUCUGAGGAGGUGACGGAGACUUCAGCUGCAGGGACAUCAGGCAAAGUGGACCAGCAGAAUAGAGGAGUCCAUCUGAAGCCAACACCUGAUGGCGGUGUGAAGAAAGAGGAGUCGCUGGAGCUGAACGGCUACAACCAUGAAGAUGACCUGAACAACACACCUGACGUUAUCUCCAUAAAAGUGGAAGAAGAUGACACUGAAGACUACCUCUACUGUGAGGUUUGCAAAUCCUUCUUCUUCAACAAGUGUGAGGUUCACGGACCGCCCCUCUUCAUCCCUGAUACUCCUGUUCCCAUGGGAGUCCCUGACCGAGCCAGACAAACUCUUCCUCCUGGACUAGAGAUUCGGAAGUCCGGUAUUCCUGAUGCAGGUCUGGGAGUGUUUAAUAAGGGGGAGACUGUUCCAGUAAGUGCACACUUCGGACCCUACCAAGGAGAGCUGGUAGACAGCGAGGAAGCCAGUGGAUACUCCUGGGUGAUAUACAGGAGCAGCCAGUGUCAGGAAUACAUAGAUGCCAAAAGAGAGAUGUAUGCUAACUGGAUGAGGUAUGUGAAUUGUGUUCGUAAUGGUGAAGAGCAGAAUCUUGUGGCGUUUCAGUAUCAAGGAGGGAUUCUGUAUCGUUGCUGUCGACCCAUUGAUCCAGGACAGGAGCUCCUGGUGUGGUACGACGAGGAGUACCCUAAAGAUCUCGGCUCUACGUUUGACUCACUCUGGAACAAAAAGUGCUCUGCAAAUGAAGUAAACAACACUCUGUUACAAGUCUUCUCCUGCUCCUCGUGUCCACUUUCCCACACAUCUCAAAUUGACCUCCACAAACACAUCCAGAGAUGCCACUACGAAGACUAUGUAAGACUACAGAAAUCAGGAGAGAUUAAACACAAGAUUCUUCCCAUAAAAGGUCAGCAAACCUCAUCUACCACUCUCGGCUCGAACGCCGCUCACAAAAAAAUGCAGAAGGAAGUUCACCACUGCUCAGAUUGUGGAAAGAGUUUUACACAUGCGAGUGCUCUCAAAUCACACCAGCGCAAUCACACAGCAGAGAAGCCACAUCACUGCUCACUGUGUGGGAAAAGUUUUACUUAUCAGAGUGGUCUCAGAACACACCAGCGCAUUCACACAGGAGAGAAGCCGUAUCGUUGCUCAGAGUGUGGGAAGAGUUUUGCGCAACAAGGUACUCUCCAAACACACCAGAGCAAUCACACGGGAGAAAAGCCGUAUCACUGCUCACAGUGUGGGAAGAGUUUUGCGUACCAGAGUCAUCUUCAAAUACACCAGCGCAUUCACACAGGAGAGAAGCCGUAUUGCUGUUCACAGUGUAAGAGGAGGUUUAAUCAACAGAGUGCUCUCCAAAGACACCAGCGCCUUCACACACAACAAAAUCUGCAUCACUGCUCACAGUGUGGGAAAAGUUUUACUCAACUGAGUAAUCUCAAACAGCAUCAGCGCAUUCACACCGGAGAGAAGCCGUUUAAUUGCUCACAGUGUGGGAAGAGUUUUAAUCGUCAGAAUCAUCUCCGUCGACAUCAUCGCAUUCACACUCAAGAAAAGCCGUAUCAGUGCUCCCUAUGCUGGAAAAGUUUUGCCGAUGGAGGUAAUCUCAAAAGACACCAGCGUAUACACACAGGAGAAAAACCAUAUUAUUGCUCAGAUUGUGGGAAGAGCUUUACUGACCAAAGUACACUCCAACAACAUCAGCGUAUUCACACAGGAGAAAAGCCACAUCACUGCUCGCAAUGUGGGAAGAGUUUUACUCACCUGAGUACUCUGCAAACACACCAGCUCAUUCACGCAGGAGAAAAGCCACAUCGCUGCUUACACUGUGGGAAGAGCUUUAAUCGACCGAGUGCUCUCCAACAACACCAGCGCAGUCACGCAGGAGAGAAGCCGUAUCAUUGCUCACAGUGUGGGAAGAGUUUUACUAUAGAGAGUGCUCUCCAACGCCACCAGCGCAUUCAUACUGAAGAUGGGCUGUGUUACUGCUCACAGUGUGGACAGAGUUUCACUUAUCUAAGUAUGUUUAGAAACCAUGGAUGCAAUGCCACAGAGUCAUUACAUGAGUUGAAGCUGUCAAAUUAAAAAAUACAUUGAUUACUGUUUGGGAUUAAAAUGUGUAAUGUAAAGUGUUUGCAUUUUAUUGAGUCAGGUCUUCUAAAGUCGAGUAUCUCAGAAUGGCGGUUCUGUGCCUGGUGAAGUUUGAUCUGGAAAUCCUUAGCGGAGAGGUCCAGUCCAUAGACAUGAGACCUUCUUGAGUGAGUUAAUUGUAGACCAGUAGAUUUGUCAUCCGGGAUGGUGGACAGUAGCGUGUCAAAUUCAUCGUUGAACUUCCCCAGUUGACCCGGAGGACGGUAAACAACAAUAAAGUGCAUUUUGGCAGGGUCAGUGACUGUAACAGCAUGAAAUUCAAAGGAAGUGUAUGAGCAAGAGGGAGAAAGACAAGUAAAUUUUCAUGUUUUGGAGAGAAGCAAACCUGUACCACCCUCUCGUCUGUUGGGACGCGAGGUAUGGGAGAAGUUGGAGGCUAGGGCAGCAGGUGUGGCAGUGUUCUCAGUAUGGAUCCAGAGCCAGCACACUGAGGUUGGAGUGGGUUGCAAAGGCAGGAAUGAAAUCUGCCUUGUUGACGGCAGAUUGGCAGUCCUGAAGUCCGAUGGAGAACGAGAGGGAAUCUGCAGAGGCCACAUUCAGAGAUCGUAGAUUGUCCAAGUUGCGCACUUUUCUGGGAGUGUGCCGCAGUCUGCGCCUGUGGCAAAUAACACGGAUAAACUGGUGACAUGUUAGUGUGUAAGCAGAUAAACAGUGAGCGGAAGAACGGGAGAAAAUUAUACUUAGCAGCGAGAGUGGUGUCUUGUUGGUGUCCUUGCUCGGUGGAGUCGCAGGUCUUUACACGAAUUCGGUCUUCACGCAAUAAGGGCUGAACGAGCGACUCCCGACCGAAAAUGAAUAUAUGAAUACCAGAAUUAGCUUUAAUCUAGCAACCUGUAAACAGCUCGUAGCAACAAGAAAGCGCAGUUACAGCUUCUAUCUGACAAUCUGUGCUAAAACUAGUUUCAACUAAAAAAAUCCAGAAACACUUACUAGUUACUGUUCACCUGGGUGAAUAAUCGCUUUUUCUUCAGUAAAAAAAAAAAAAAAAAAAAAACAACUGUUGAGUGCACAGUGGCUUAGUGGUUACCACGUUCGCCUGACAAUUCUUCUUUAUUAUUAUUAUUAUUAUUAUUAUUAUCAUUAUUAUUAUUAAUAAUGAUGAUAAUAAUUUCCUUUAAUAUUCUUACAUACAGACAUAUGGCUUUACAUAAAAGCAUUCAUUAUAUUAUAAUUUUGUGUAUACUCACAAGCCCGGUGUGUAUUUACAUUUUAAAUCUGGAUUUCUGUAAAGUUGCUUUGUGAUAAUGUCCAUUGUUAAAGGCAUCAAUAACAUCACUAAAUAUAGGUCAUUAUGUGUCAUGUCAUUCUAUCAACAUUAUAGAAGAUCUACUUCUGACUUUAUGAUCUUUUACAUAUGGUUUGAUUUUCUACAUUGACUAAAAUUAUUUCCAAAAGUCUGUACCUGCAAAUCACUACUGGCAUUUUAUGUUUAGCAAAUAAAAUGAGGACUAAAUAUCACAUUGUAGAAAGUUUGACACUUUCCUUUUAAUAACUGCAUGCAUCAGCAUGGGAUGCACAAACACACUGUGUUUCAGGAAAAGUGAUUGGUUUAACCACAGUUAAUCUAGCUCCACAUAAAAUGUUUAAAUAAACAAGCAUAAGUAAAAUUUACGUGUUUAAUCAUGAGAUUUUAUAAACAUGAAAUUUAAAUAAAAAUCCAUUUUAAAUUAUUGUAGUAUGAAUCAAACCAUGAGUUCACCACAGCGCUACCCCACUAGCUUCGUGGUGGCCAUCGCUCCACUUUUAUGCUUCGUGUUGGACGUUGUGCCACCCCAAAGCUAUACAGAAGAGGUCCCUCUGCCUCAGUGCCUUGUGGAGGACAACACGUUUCCUGCUAGCAAUGCUAUCGGUAUCGCUCCCAAAGAAUCUUGUCGGCCUAAGGGCAUUUUUCAGCUAAGAGACAUCUCGCAUGAAUCUCCCCCUCUUGACUCCCCUCUUGGUCAAGCUUUUGUUGUUUGUUGUAUUGUCAUUUGUUGUGUGUGCUACAGUAGUGAUGGUGAGAUGAAGCUUUGCAAAGCAAGGCUCUCCCCUCAACUGUACCAUAAAAUGGUUCAUUACUCGAAGCUUUUCAACAGGGUGCACUCUAAUGACACCUUGUGGUCAAAAGGUUGAAAUGCUGCCUUUGUGUCCCAGGGGACCCUGACAUUUUUAUUGUUUCAUGUAAUAAAUCAGUCACUUUGUAAUCUGAAAACCAUAAAUGCAAUAACAAUUAGACUUUCAUGUGUCUGUAGUACUUACACAAUGCAUAUGAAUAAAUUUAUAAAUUCUUUCAUAAAUGGGUAAAAUUAACUUGUACUGUAGCAAUUUUUAUGAAUCUGCUUUGAUUGACACACCACCUAAUUCACAUAAGGUUUUGCUUUAGUCCUAAUCCUGGGUUCAUAGGUAAAGCUCAUGUAAGCAUAUAUAUGAUGAAAAGAAAUUAAGAUUAUAGUGGAAUGGUCAGUUGAAGUGCUUGUGAAUUGAGGUGUUAACAUUUUAUGUCGGAAAUUUAACAGUGUGGGGGCUAUGUUUUUUUUUGUCUUUUUUGUUUUUUGUUUUUUGUUUUUUGUUUUCUACUUCCCCUGGCAUUCAGAAUAUUUUCUCCCACUUGUCUAUAUGAUACUGCAACAGCAGUAGCCUUUCUCUUGCUGUUGUUCUGGAUUUAAAAUGAGCUGCAAUCUUUCGUGCAUUUACUUUAAUAUCCUCAAUCCCUAGUGGUUGUUCUAUGGCCAUUUUCACAACUAAGUUCAGGGCAUGUGCUAAUUAUUAAUAAACAUACUUUAUGACCUGAAAAGGCUGACAGACUUCAGAACGGCCUGUUUUCUUGGCUGGUUCCAUACUUGCAAUUCAAAAGAAUUUUGUUUUACUUUCUCAAUUCACUACCGAAGUUAGUGACUCGAAACCUGUGCAAGGGAUUUACACCAUUUUAAUUGGAAUAUGAAGCAGUCAGAUGGUUGUGUGCGGAAACGACGCUUCGGACAACAGAUCACUUGGUUAUGGCAAAAAGAAUCAAGCUCCGGUUCAGUGCUUUACUGUGAUGUUUUGUUCUUUUGAUAUACGCUUCGAAGCCUCAGUAGUGAACGUCACACUCUUAUGCCACAGUAUCACUUCUCCUUUGUAUGUUUUUUUUUUCUUCUUGGAUCCACAUGCCACGAAUCAUGCCUCUGUGGUUCCUCCUGCUCACCACCAGAGGGCACCAUCACCUGAGUAUUAAUUCCUGGACUCUAUUUCCCAUAACCCUGUACACGGAACUGAUUGCUCCCACACCUGUUUUCUAUUUAUCGGACUAUUUACGACUCACUCUCUCACUGGCCCAUUGUGAAGUCUUGUUUUUGCCCUGGCUGACAUUACUAAGUGUUUAUCUGUUAGUUUGCGUUGCCUGUUUUUGACCGUCGACUGUUUAGUGUGUUUUUGAGUAUUUUUCUAAAGCUACAUUGGUUUGGCUAUUUCCUGUUCUUGCUUGCUGCCUGCCCUGUUACCAGUUUUUGAUCACGUCUCUGGAUUUACCUUGGAUAUUGAGUUUGCCGGUGAUCUACUUCUUUGUCUAUACGUUUGCUGUUGUAUUUAAUAAAGCUGUACAUGGAUCCUCACUCCGUUGAAUCCGUUAAGGUUUUUGCUUGUUUGCUUACUUAAUAAAUUGUCUGCACCUGUAUCCUCCUCUUCUACCAUUCUGUACUGCGGUUAAGCAGCCGCUCUUCCUGAAAGCGCAGUAACUCUAGCCGCACGUACAUUUUAGGGGCGCGGCUUUUACACACUUUACACGGUAACAGCACCGAACGCGGAAAACAAGC